CAUAAAGCAAAAGCAAAACAGCAACCACUGAGAACAAUAAAACAUCAGUGAGCAUGUCCAGACAACACAUGUGUCAACGAAAUAAAGAAAAAAUAAUUUUUUAAAAUCACCUUUCAGGAGUAAUUUUUUUUCGUUUUUGUUGUUUCUUUUUUUUUAUUUAUAUUAUCAAAAAUAAAUUAAUUAAUAAAAUGUUGACAACACCUCAUAUACCGCAUUUACACCAUCGCGGCAGUGCUGCUGUGGAAUUGGAUAAAAUCACUAACCUGAAUACGCUAAUAGUUGAAAUUAACAGUCAUUUGGCAUUAUUUCGUGAUCUGCUUAUACAUGUGGGCCAAACAAAAGACUGCCCAGAGUUGCGGGAAAAAAUACGUAAGUUACGUCGCACUUGUGUGGAGGCUUUCAAGCACACGGAACAAAUUUUAAUGCCACAAGUCAAAAGUGCCACUGCCGAUGGCGUCCUAACAGACAAUCCGCAUCUGGUUUUAUUAUUUUAUAUGGCGCAGUUGUUUUUGCGCGAAUUAGUGAAAAGCUAUCGCCUUAUACAAGUGGUGCCAAUGGACAUGUCAGGCUAUUAUGAAAAUCGUGCUGGUCCUUCCAAUCUUGGCAAUGUCAUAAGUCAAAUUCUGUUGUGUAAACAAAUAACACCGGAUUUUAAUCAGGAGGAAUUAUGCAGUAUUACAAAAGAUUCACAGGACAUGGCUGUGCUGCUGUCGGAAAUGCAAGAGUUCAUGCCGCAACAUGAAACAUAUCUUGAACGUCACACUGCUUUGGACACUAGCGGACCUUGGGCAAAUAAAGGACGUAACAACUACAUCUGUAAGAAUAUGAGUCUGCUGUGCUGUGUCUCUCGACCAAAUUAUCUCUGAAAGUAAAUUUUAAUUAAAUUUUUUUAAUAGAAUUUAAAUUUUAGAAAAUUCCUAAA
Messenger RNA from Glossina fuscipes, 922 nucleotides. RefSeq lists its product as uncharacterized. The transcript is spliced from 5 exons. Lineage: Eukaryota; Metazoa; Arthropoda; Insecta; Diptera; Glossinidae. The record is from RefSeq and is a predicted model, not a curated record. Bases 189 to 866 code for a protein of 225 amino acids. Gene Ontology annotation, biological process: G protein-coupled receptor signaling pathway. Gene Ontology annotation, cellular component: neuron projection.